UUCCCCGCUUAGGACAUUUGUAUCUGCUUUAGAACUCUGUUACGAGCCUUCUUGGUUCUUACCCGUUACCCUCCUCAAUUUCAUUUUCCUACUAUUCAAUUCCACUUGCAAAGGCUCUGUUAAUGGCUGCCGCUCUCUGUGCUUCGCAUCAUCUUCUAUCUAUUCCCUGCUCCCCAACUGUCAACCGUAAUUUCUACUUUCAAAACCCUAGCCGUAAACAUAAUUUCAAUAAAUUCAUUCUAAUACACAAUUAUGCCAUCUCUUUCUCCAAAUUAUGCACAACAAAUCCCGUUUCUCUUAACAAUGCGUGUGCAAUUAGAGCUUCUGCUGCUCAAUGUCGGGUUUCUGCAACUCUUCGUGAACUGUGUCAAGGUCAAGUGCCUGAGCCCGUGCUCCGCAGGAUGGAAGAAAAUGGAUUUAUUACACCAACAGAUGUGCAGCAACAAGGCCUUCCAGUACUUUUCACGGGCUGUGAUUGUGUCUUGCAUGCUCAGACAGGUUCUGGGAAGACUUUGACGUACCUUCUUUUAGUAUAUUCAAUAAUCAAUACUCAGAGACAUGCUGUUCAAGCAUUGAUUGUGGUGCCAACAAGGGAGCUUGGUAUGCAAGUCACAAAAGUUGCACGAAUGUUGGCUGCAAAGCCGAUAGAUACUGGAGACCAGCAAAAAUCAUGCACAGUCAUGGCCCUUCUAGAUGGAGGACUUUUGAAAAGGCAUAAAACAUGGCUAAAGGCAGAUCCCCCAACUAUAGUGGUUGCUACUGUAGCAAGUUUGUGUCAGAUGCUCGAGAAGCAUGUGUUAGAUCUUGGAGCAAUGAGAGUGCUGGUAAUUGAUGAGGUUGAUUUCAUGUUUAACUCCUCCAAACAAGUUAGUUCCCUGCGGAAGUUACUGACAUCAUAUUCAUCAAUCCAUUCUCGUCAAACUGUAUUUGCCAGUGCAUCUAUUCCUCAACACAGACACUUUCUACAUGAUUGUGUGCAACAGAAGUGGACCAAGAGCAAUGUGGUCCAUGUCCAUGUAAAUCCAGUUGAGCCAAUGCCUUCACGCUUGCAUCAUAGAUAUAUGAUUUGUCCGAGGAACCAGAGAUUUCAAGCUAUUUUAUCGUUGCUGCAAUUGGAUUUACCCGACUCUGCCAUACUUUUCGUCAAUGAACAGUCUGAGAAGUCCAAAAAAGUGGGUGAUAUGCCAACAACUACACUGCUGAUUGAUUUUUUGAAAAGCUCGCAUGAAGAAUUUUCCAAUAUUUCACUUCUCGAGGAAGACCAGAAUUUCAAUUCCCGAGCGGCUUCUCUCUUGGAGGUUAGAAAGAAUGGUUGCUAUCUUAUUGUGGCUACGGAUCUAGCAGCAAGGGGAGUUGACCUGCCAGAGACAACACAUAUAUACAAUUUUGAUUUGCCCAAAAGUGCAGUGCACUAUCUACAUAGAGCUGGGAGGACAGGUAGGAAACCAUUCUCAGAAGACAAAUGCAUUGUCACCAGUAUAAUAGCUCCAGAGGAACAUUUUGUCUUAGAACGUUUUAAACAUGAAUUGAAGUUUCAUUGUGAAGAGCUCUUCCUCUGACUUUAGCUCAAUGUAUUAUGUAUUUUCGUAUCUUGCAUUUCCCCCUUUUCCUUGCUUCUAGUAUCUUAUUGACGGUGGUCUUUGGGCUUGAUAAUACUAAAUUAUUCUUGGAUUAAUAGGGUCCAAAGAGCUAAUACGAAAUGCGUUUAAGAACAAGGAAAAUUCCAGUGUCUACGGUAUUCCCUUGAUUGCAACUUAUUAUUUUACCAAUUGAGCAUUUGAAUGAUGGGUCAGUCUAAUAGCCAACGUCUGACGCACUUUAAAGUAACUUAUGGUAGAAGGUUUGCGGCUGUAGAUCUCUGUUUG
Molecule: messenger RNA, 1865 nt
Organism: Spinacia oleracea (spinach)
Lineage: Eukaryota; Viridiplantae; Streptophyta; Magnoliopsida; Caryophyllales; Amaranthaceae
Product: DEAD-box ATP-dependent RNA helicase 58, chloroplastic
Exons: 10
Coding region: 123-1559 (478 amino acids)
Molecular function (GO): ATP binding; RNA helicase activity; RNA binding
Source: RefSeq, a predicted model, not a curated record